Messenger RNA from Cynara cardunculus var. scolymus (artichoke), 812 nucleotides. RefSeq names its product ER membrane protein complex subunit 6. The coding region runs from base 174 to 530 and encodes 118 amino acids. Gene Ontology annotation, biological process: protein folding in endoplasmic reticulum; autophagosome assembly. Gene Ontology annotation, cellular component: EMC complex; membrane; endoplasmic reticulum. The record is from RefSeq and is a predicted model, not a curated record. The transcript is spliced from 5 exons. Lineage: Eukaryota; Viridiplantae; Streptophyta; Magnoliopsida; Asterales; Asteraceae.
CCACCAUACGAAAUCUAUUAAUUCAUGAUCAAGAAGAAAUUGACCUGUUUGAUCGACAAAGUCGGACGGAGAGAUUAACAAAGUGAUCGGUAGACCCCUGUUGGAGAACAGCAAUCACUGCGGUAUCCGAUUCAACACCUCAGGCGUAUUUAUAUCUGCACCAGGUGGAGGCUAUGGCUGGCCAUGAUGAUUCAGGGGCGUCCGGAAAGAAAUCAAGUGAGAAUGAAGUACCUACCUUUAAUGUGGAGAAUAUGCAAAGCAACAUGAAGGUGGUAUACUACAGUCGAACAUUUAUGUCCAUCAUUGGUGGAGUGAUUGCUGGAAUUUUGGGAUUUACCGGCCUGAUGGGCUUUGUGGUUUAUGUACUUGUCAUGGCUAUUACGUCCGUAUGUCUAACAGCCAAGGCAGGUUUUUCAAUCCAUUCAUACUUUGAUAGCUGGAAUAGGGUUCUCAUGGACGGCUUUCUAGGCGGCCUUUUGUCGUUUGUGCUGUUCUGGACGUUUGCUUACGAUAUCGUGCAUAUCUUCUAAACGUGAAGCAAGUUGGGUUUCCGCAGCUUUUCGGAAGAAGUUAGAUAAAGAAGCUGUUAUGUAAGGUUUUUAUAUAUGAUUUUGGCACUUACGGUAUGACUUGUUACUAUGCUCUCUUUUUUAUUGCUAAGUCGGUAUUUGAUUCUGGUUAUUGUUGCAAGAUAUUUGAUUCGUUUAGGUUUUCAUAAGACAGAUGAACUGAAAGCCCAAUUUGGGAUCGGAGUUUGAUUGAGAUAAGAGACAAGGAUGGGUACUUAAGCCCAUAACAGCUCUUGUACCCUA